AUGAAGUCAUUUAUCCCGUUUAUUCUUACGGCCGCGACGUAUUCUCUCGGAGCUACUAGCUCAAUUAACGAAUUCGAUGAACUGUCCUUACGUUAUAUCAAGUUUUCUCCUCAACAUAUUGAAAAACUUCCGCUUGCUGCUAUUGAACGACUUCGGGCCGCAGCGCCGCUCCCUCGUCCACUCACGGCUGAAUCUCUUAAUGAAGUUCGCGCUUCUUUAAGCGAUAUAUCCACGCUCACAGGCUCGACCAUAUCCGAUGAGGCAAUUGAACAACUUCAAGGCCGCUUUCAACGGAAAUUGUGGGGCCCCGGAUAUAUCGACGUGACCGACUCCGUCUCCGCCGGCUUUGACGACAGCACCCGGUCCCAGACCCCAUUUGUCGCUCCUAUCACUGCCCCCAAGUAUCCAACUCCAGACCCAUCAGCGCACCCGGAGCUUAAGCCAAUGUUGGAAAUGGUUAAUUCGACAGAGCUUCGUGACUAUGUCACUCAUUUGUCAACUGCAUACCGAACGCGCUAUUAUCGCCAUCCAAACGCUCGCGAGCCUACCUAUUGGAUUGAAGCGCAGUUUGCUUCGUGGCUAGGCUCGAACCAAACCACAGUAGUCGAGAACAAGUUUAACCAACCGAAUAUUGUGGGCCGAAUUGAAGCCAAGUCUGGGAGUUCUAGCGCGCCGAUUAUCAUAUUGGGGGCUCAUUUGGAUAGCACAAGCCAACUCCCAUGGGUGGCUCCGGGCGCUGACGACGACGCAUCUGGUCUGUCGGUCGUAAUGGCCAUUAUGCGUAUCCUCAAGGCGAACGAUUACCAAGGCAGCUAUGCUAUUGAAGCGCACGCCUAUGCUGGCGAGGAAGGUGGUCUAUUGGGAUCCGAUGCACUUGCUAGGGCUUACAAGGACCAGGGAAAGGAAAUUCGUGGUAUGAUUGAAUUUGAGAUGGUUGGAUACCAACCAUCGACGUCGACCAAUGCGGGCAAAUCGAGCACAAUCACUGUAUUGGCUGACCCAGUCCCCAGCAUGACAAGCCACAUGAUCAAAGUCGUCGAGGCAUACGUUCCUACGGCAGAGUUGCGGAGUGUUAAUUGUGGGUAUGGUUGUAGCGACCACUAUUCGUUUUUCAAAGAAGGAUACCCCGUUGUUUGCCUCGCAUCGUAUGGCCCGAACGACAAGUACUUGAACCCCAACUACCAUGCCAUGAGCGACACCGUGGAUAAACUGGACUUUGAGAAGAUGACUGAUUUUGUACGCGCUGGGUUAGGCUGGGUGGUCGAAGUGGCUGCUUAG
This is a messenger RNA of Rhizoctonia solani, 1278 nucleotides long. RefSeq names its product Peptidase family M28 protein. Gene Ontology annotation, molecular function: metalloexopeptidase activity. Lineage: Eukaryota; Fungi; Basidiomycota; Agaricomycetes; Cantharellales; Ceratobasidiaceae. The transcript has 6 exons. The record is from RefSeq and is a predicted model, not a curated record. Bases 1 to 1278 code for a protein of 425 amino acids. Gene Ontology annotation, biological process: proteolysis.